This is a messenger RNA of Paramecium sonneborni, 1861 nucleotides long. The record is from the annotation of a GenBank genome assembly. Lineage: Eukaryota; Ciliophora; Oligohymenophorea; Peniculida; Parameciidae.
AUGAGUUCUUCAUCUAGUUCUUCUUCUUCAAGAUCCUCCUCAAGAUCAUCUUCAUCAAGUUCAUCAUCUUCAUCAAGAUACUCUCAUAAAAAGUAGAGAAGAAAAAACAAAUAAAAAUAAAAAGAGGAUUAAGAUGCUGGGCAUUUUGAAUAUAAAAUUGGGAUGAAGAUAAAAAAUGGAUAAUUUAUUAUUACACGAUUUUUAGGAGAUGGCACCUUUGGUCGUGUAUUGGAAGUGUAAAAUAGUAGUAAUUAUUAUGCCAUGAAAGUAAUAUUAUUUGGAUUUAAAAGUGUAUAAGGGCUGUAGAAAGGUACAUAGAAUCGGCAAAAAUAGAAACUAAAAUAUUAUGGUACAUUUAAGAAAAGGAUAAAAAUGGAUCAUACAAUAUAGUAAGACUGUUUACUUCAUUUGAAAGAUAUGAUAAUUAUUUCAUGGUUUUCGAAAGGGUAUCUCUAAAAUAAUCAUUAAGUUAGGGAAAUCAUUAUAUGAUAUAAUAAAAUAGAACAACUACAUAGGUUUUCCAUUGAAAUAUGUGUAAGCAUUUGCCAAAUAGAUAAUUAUUUCUGUUGCUUUUCUUCAUCAAAACUAGCUCACUCACACAGACCUGAAACCAGAAAACAUCUUAACUACUAAUUGUGAAUAUAAAUAGAUUCCAUUUAAAGGAAGACAGUAUUGUUUAUAUUAUAUAAAUUAGAAUCUGGGUUCCUGAAAGAGAAAUUCUUAAAAUAAUAGAUCUUGGAGGAGCUACUUUUGAUAAUGAAUAUCAUAGCACUGUUAUAAAUACUAGAUAAUAUCGUGCUCCUGAAGUUAUUAUGGGAUUUUAAAAAUGGAAUGAAAAUAGUGAUAUUUGGUGUAUUGCUUGUGUAUUACUUGAAUUAUAUACAGGUAUUAUAUUCAUAUUUAUCAUUUAGGAGAAUUAUAUUUCUAAAAUAAAGAUGAUUUAGAACAUAUUGCCAUGAUUGAAAAAGCUAUUGGACCUAUGAAUUACCAUCAUUUUAAAAAUUCCAAAUUUAAAACAUACUUCAAUUAUGAUUAAAAGUACACUUAUUGAAAUUAGAGGUACUUUGAUUGGCAUCGAUCCUAUUUUAAAUGGAAUUAAGUAGCACCUAGUGAUUCUGCUAUUGAAAGGGUUAAGAAAUUCAAAUCUUUCGAAGAAUUAAUCCCAGCUAAACAUUUCCACUUUUUUGAUUUAAUUAGAAAAAUGCUCCGAAUUGAUCCUUAAGAAAGAGAGCCUUUAAAAAAACUUAUUCAUCAUCCAUUUUUUAAUCAGGUAUACCUAGAUUGAUUAUUAUUAUCUAAAUAAAUUGUUCACCUUUUAUUCAUCAUCUCUUAUUCAUAUUUUUUUAAACCUUUUAAUUUAGUUUGAUAUUUUAAAUUAAUGUAAAAAAAAUUAAAAACUUAUGAACUAGAAUUUUAUGAUGAUGUCCUUGAAAAAAAUGUUUAUUUAUGUCCAAUUAACAAAUCUCAUACACUGUAAUCCUUAGAUUAGUUCAUUUAACAUUUACUUGUGUGUAAAGAAAGUUCUACUUAUCAAAUCAAGAAAUACAUAUGUAGAUUUAACUAAUUUCAUUGGUUCAAUACUUCUAAAGUAAUUUUACAAAUUAUCACAAAGGAUAGAAUUAUUCAUGAAUUCUUUUAUUGUGAAGAUAAAGAAAUCGUUAUGCCUUAAAAUGAAGUGAUAAUUAAUCAAAUGAAUGAAGUAUUCUUACCAUUAAAUGGAGAUCAUAGUUUUCAACUAAAAUAGUAUUUUAAAAAAGGCAAUUCAUAAGCUAGACCUAAUUUUAGGAACUUUAUCUCAGAAUUUUAAAAAAAAGAUCCAGAAAAAGAAUCCUCUGUUAAAAGAAUCAAAAUUAAUUAAUGA